AUGAAGUUCUACGGAUCGAAAGCAUUUGAAGUUAAUUUUUCAUUUUCUGAAGCUAAGAUGGCUGGUUCGCGGGUCGCUCAUGUCACUUUAAAAGGACCAAGUGUAGUGAAGGAGAUACUGAUCGGGAUCGCACUUGGGAUUGCUGCUGGUAGCGUGUGGAAAAUGCAUCACUGGAAUGAACAGAGGAAAGUUCGAGAAUUCUAUGACUUGCUAGACAAAGGCGAGAUUUCCGUGGUUGCUGCCGAGGAAUGA
Molecule: messenger RNA, 252 nt
Organism: Striga hermonthica
Lineage: Eukaryota; Viridiplantae; Streptophyta; Magnoliopsida; Lamiales; Orobanchaceae
Source: the annotation of a GenBank genome assembly